Messenger RNA from Podospora pseudocomata, 3914 nucleotides. RefSeq lists its product as uncharacterized. The record is from RefSeq and is a predicted model, not a curated record. Lineage: Eukaryota; Fungi; Ascomycota; Sordariomycetes; Sordariales; Podosporaceae. The coding region runs from base 290 to 1594 and encodes 434 amino acids. The transcript has 4 exons.
UGCCACCCUUCCUGUCCACUGUCCAUUUCUUCCACGACCGCCCGCCUUUCUCCCACCCUCUGGCCCUCUCUCGUUCUCUCAUUCUCCUAUUCUGGUUUUUUUUUUUUCUGCUGCCUUGCCGCGACGCCCGGAAUCCCCAUUUCCGCUGUUCCGCUCCAACACCACUCCGACACACCUGGUUCCUCGAUCAUUCAAUCAUCGUCAGCUUGAAUUAGGUUCUUUUGGGGCGGGGGAAUCAACUCGGCUUCGCAGCAACCGUUAGACGCGCGCACGCACCAAACUUUCCACAAUGGCGGGGAGACCAAACAACAGAGGACCUGGCGGCGGCCAGCCACCAGUCCCGCCAGCAGCCCAGCGUCAAAACGAAUACUUUGUGCCUCGUGAUGGCAUCGAUCGCGAGGUUAUCACAUCAGACAUCUGCAGAUACCUGGGAAACGAUGCGUUGGUGCGCCCUGGCACCUACGAGUCCCCAGAUGGACGUGUCACCCAAGGUUAUUUCAUCACGGCAUACCGAAAUUUGACGUCGGCCAUGAUUCAAGAUCUCAAGGCCGACUCCGCUCGGUGGGAGCAGGAACGGCGCGCAGCGUCCAGGUCUUCGGGCGGCGGCGCUGGAGGUACAACACACUCCAGCCAUUCGAACGGCGUUUAUGUGAGGAGUUCUAACUCGCCCAUAGGCGCUCGCGAGCAGACCCGCGGGCAAUCUGACUACAGCGCGUGGAAGAACCGCCAACGGGAACAGGAGUACGAAGCCUCGUACGGCGCCACUGCCAUGGAUAUUGACUACCAGUCGGCUCCUCCGCCGCCCAAGAACCCGGGCUACGGUGGCCAGCCGUACCCCGGACCUCCCCCUCCUGCCGGAUACCCCCAGGGUGCUUACCCACCACAGGUUCAUCCCGCUGCCGCUCCCCAGUAUCAAACUCAGCCCUACGGAGGAUAUCCGCCCAAUGUUCCGCCAACUCAGUAUUCCCCAGGACCUCAGGGAGGUGACAGAUACGCCGGGAUGGUUCCUCCUCCGCCUAUCCAAGGACAAUUCGCCCAGGAUGCUGCCUUCAUCCACGGAUCCAACUACCAGACUGCCCCUGGAUAUGCCAAUGCACCGAGGAUGCCGGCUAUGCCAUUGGCCCCUUCAUCCGCCCCCCCUUCGAGGGCUUUCAGCACGCCAACAUCAGGUCCUCCAUUUGGCUCGGAAGCAGACCCAUAUGGCUACCCGCCUCCUGCUGGGAUUCCGGCCAGCCAGGCCUUCCCAGCCGACCCUCUUUAUGGCCGCGGUGCGUAUAGUACAACAACAAUCACAAACCCACCCGAGGCUUCGUCUGAUGAUUUAGGUUCCCCUGCAGGUACAGCGCAACGGCAAGGCUACCCGGCCGCCCCGGACCAGCCGCCAUAUGAGGAUCACAACAGCCCGGUGCUUCCCAACACCACCGUUCCUCCAACCAGCUCGACACCCACGAGUGCCGGACCGUCCGGUGGCAGACGCGACCGCGAUUCAGAACCGAGAGACCGAGAGCGUGAUCAUCGAGAGCACAGAGCUCGCCGUUCCGAGACCGAACGCGAUGACAGGCACGGAGACCGGAACAGGCAUCACCGUCGCUAAUCACCGGUCGAACCGCAGGUUUCCCUCCCACGCAAAUGCCCGCGUUAGUCACCACACAAAACUGUCCGCCCCGAAACGUCCUCGGCAUGUCGAGUCCGGAGCGUCUGAUUGAACCGCUAUUAUGUUAAUGCCUGCUAAUGUCUUGGGCUGGGACUAGCUCAUUGUUUGUUUUCUUACUUUCUUUACGCUUCUGGACUCGGCUGCCUUUGCAACCUGCCUUUUUGACACAAGGCCCCCACGGAUAGACCCUGGAUCAGAGGUUUCCACAAACCUCCGGAGCUGCAAGUUGCAUCUCUGUCAACCUUUUUUGGAUCAUGAUAUGACGACAUGCCCUCGAUGCGGGUCUUUCGACUACUUGUUCCGCUGGCCAUUAUUCUGGAUCUUUUCGACAUGUCAAAAGCAUCUUCGCCCCAACUGGAUCAUCUUCUGCCAGCCGGCAACCUUUGGACCCUUGGCAACUUCUGGACAACAGACAGCGGCGGGUGGCAGCCCCGCCGUGUGAUAUUUUUUUUUCUUUCUAUCAUUUUAUUUCCUUUUUUUCUUUUUCGACAGAGGGGCAAGAGACGAGACGAUUUUGAUACCAUACAGGAGAGACAAAUUUGCUGCCUAGGGAAAAAGAACGAUGAUGAGCUUGAGGACAUCUUUACAACGGUUGUAGAUACUUCCUCCCUCGCUGUCCGGAUCGGCUGUCAGGACUGCUUCUUCCUUUGUUGCAUUUUGCCUCUGGCUGUGAACUCUUUUUUGCACGCCCAGGAGUGAGUCGCCUUGCUGACAUCCCGGUUUCUCAACCGCGCAUCCGCCUCUGACAUCAACAACCAGAGACAACGGCUACGGCCGGACAGCGAGGUGAGUGAACGCUUGAAAGAGUGUAUAUAUCUGAUGAAUUCCCUCGGAACACAAUGAGCUAUACCAUUUUCCACCCACCGUCUUCGCCUCGGGCGAGCGAACUGAGCUAUUGCGUUUGAGUCAACUAACACAGCGCAGAUGUUUGAUGAUUCUGGACACCGCUGAGGAACUAUGGAGCCUUCACAUCUUUCUGGACCCUGCUGGAUUUCACUUUCUCUCUUGGCGACUCUCUUCUCCCGUUGGAUCUUUCACACAAGCCAUGGAUUGAGGACCUCUUCGACCCCGCAUAUGGAUACCUGACAACACAACCAUUUUUCUCCCUCGGACGCUCUUUUGACCAUGAGGUGUUCUGACACUGGAUUGCCAGACCCAUCCGGGUUCUGAGAGCACGGAGCUCACACAACAUCAUCGUUCUGGAUCUGAAGCUGAGGCUACCCUCACUGUCAAAGACAUCAAUGAACAACAUCGUGGUAAGGUUGAGCCAUUGGACUUCUUUCUCAUCCGGAUCCUUCUCUUUUCUACACCGGUCAUAUCAGCAAUCGUCAGCCUUGGAAUAUCAACGUUACCAACACACCAGUGGGACUUCGGAUGGAAAGUCAUGGAUUGACAUCAGUCUUGCCUUGGACAGCACGUUUUGGACCACUCAACUUGGACCUGAACUUGACCAACACCGAUAGGGCUCGACACUCCUUCAGGUUACAGACGAAUGUUUCCCUGCUCGUCAGAUCUGUUUGACUUUCCCCUCUGCUGCAUCAUUUUGUCAACGAUUUUCGACCUAUUUCUUCACAUUUGUCUUUGGAUUCAACUUUCUCAGCUGGAUUUGCCAUGGACCCGAGGACUAUCAUUGGACAUGCCAUGGACUACCAUUUGGACCAUUCUUUACUUGACCGGACUUGCACGGCUUGAUGUUCUGUGUCAUGUUACUUGUGUGGAUACCUUUCUCAUAGUCAUCAUCUUUAAGCCGCUUGUUUAUCUUUCACUGCUCAAGAGUUAUUGACGCCUUUAUCUGUCGGUCAUAGCAUGUUUAGCUUCGGGCAUCGCAUGUAUUUGGUAUUGCAUGGUGUCUCUGUUUUGCGCUUGGUGGUCAGUCUUGGAAAACUGGGCUGUUGAAGAAAGCACAAAAGAAUAGGUUACAAGAUUGGGUGGGUGGUUGUCAGAUUUGUUUUGUUUUGCUUAUGUUGUAUGUCAUGAGUUCUGGGCGGGUGUCUAAUUUUGUCUUGUUUCUUUCUUUCACGUUAGUUUGCGCAUACCCAGCUUGUUGCUUGGCAUCUUUUUUUUGGAUGUUCAUGAUGCUUUUGGCUCUUUGGAGAUGGAGUUGAUGAAUACAGUUGGAUUUGAGGUACUUUUGGUUUAUGUUAUUUUGAUCAACGUUGCGAUGUUUGUCAAUGUUAGUUCGAUCAGUGGCGUGAUCAUGGCCCAUUCAUUGUAUUAUACACUCAUCACACAAAGAUUGAUCCCGAAAUGUCAUAGCGUG